Suillus bovinus is the source of this 1526-nucleotide messenger RNA. RefSeq lists its product as uncharacterized. The record is from RefSeq and is a predicted model, not a curated record. Gene Ontology annotation, molecular function: tRNA binding; phenylalanine-tRNA ligase activity; ATP binding. Gene Ontology annotation, cellular component: cytoplasm; mitochondrion. The transcript is spliced from 4 exons. Gene Ontology annotation, biological process: phenylalanyl-tRNA aminoacylation. Lineage: Eukaryota; Fungi; Basidiomycota; Agaricomycetes; Boletales; Suillaceae. Bases 123 to 1445 code for a protein of 440 amino acids.
UGUUUGAAGGCUUUAGACAACAAGUGCAAACAAACGCGUUGAGUAUUAGACUCGGAGAGCAGAACCAGUAGGUGAGUUGCAACAAUUCAACGAGAACUGGUUGAUAGAAUAAUUCACAUUUAAUGCAUUUACCCCGUUCGCUAUGGCAAAAUAUGCAUGGGAGAGGAGCACUCCCGCGGUACCUGGCUAACAUGGCUAUCCAACGACCGCGUCAUGUCACCGUGCUAGGUGAAGAGUACCCCAUCGACCACAUGACGAACAUAUCUCCCACAAUCGUGUCCAAGCUCCCACUACGGCUACACACACAACCCUCACAUCCCCUCGGCACACUCCGAGCACUCAUAGAAUCACAUUUCCCCUCCUACGCUCACCUCUCCUCGCUCUCUCCCCUCGUCACUCCAUACCAAAAUUUUGAUCUACUGUCUUUCCCAGAAGACCACCCUGGCCGGUCCGUGACAGACAGCUACUAUGUCAACAAGGACCUCAUGUUGCGCACUCAUACCUCUGCUCACGAAGUAGAGGUGUUUGGACGAGGAGAGACGAAGUGGUUGCUUACCGCAGAUGUGUACCGGCGCGACGAGAUAGACGGGUCGCAUUACCCUGUAUUUCAUCAGACAGAGGGCGCACGUAUCGUUUCAGCAAAUUCAACAGGCAUGAAGGAGAUCGAGGAGGACAACGAACGUCUCGCAGCCUAUUUGGAACAAUCCAGUAUAGAAAUUGAAGAUGUCCCCCAUUUAUCGCCAAUGAAUCCUUGUCAGCCAGCUCAUGAUCCAAAACACACGGAAUUGAUUGCGAAAAACCUGAAAUUGUCCCUGAAUAGUCUUAUGCUACACUUGUUUGCUGGACGUGUCGGUGCUACUGCUCAAAACCCACUUAAAGUGCGGUGGAUAGAAGCUACUUUCCCGUGGACGACACCAAGUUUUGAGGUCGAGGUCUUCUUCCGUGGUAAAUGGCUAGAAAUUCUCGGUUGUGGGGUCAUUUAUCAGCCAACGCUCGAUAACGCAAAUGUUUCCAACAAACUGGGGUGGGCGUUCGGCCUUGGACUUGAACGGAUAGCAAUGAUCUUAUAUUCUAUCCCCGACAUUCGUUUGUUCUGGUCACAGGACCCCCGUUUCCUCUCGCAGUUCAAACAAGGCGAAAUCACUACGUUCAAACCAUACUCAAAAUACCCGGCAUGCUUCAAGGACGUAAGUUUUUGGCUCCCCGAAGGCCAGACGCUUCAUGAAAACGAUUUUUGCGACCUUGUUCGAGAUGUCGCUGGAGAUGUGGUGGAGGACGUCGGAUUGAUCGACAAUUUCACUCAUCCAAAAACUAACCGGAAGAGCCUUUGUUACAGGAUCAAUUAUCGUUCGAUGGACAGAUCACUUUCGAACGACGAGGCGAACUCUCUCAAUGCACAGGUUAUUUCCUGUUUGCGGGAUCGGUUCAGAGUUGAGAUUCGGUGAAUUAAACGUGCUAAAAUAAUAUCUAUCGUGCAUGCAAUCUACCCAAAUCGCUCAUAGAGGCUCUAUGAGCACUUACUAGUG